AAGCAGACUGCCACAGCUACCGCUCGGAGAGGUUGUGCUGCCUGACUGGCGAUUUGAACUGUUCCUGUUUCCUCCAGACUUGAACUCCCAUUUUCCACUGGUAAGAUGUCUGACACCGAGCAGGAACUCCAACGGGUGAUCCGUCGCCACUAUCGCGAAAAAAGGGAGCUACAAGCACACAUCCAGACUUUGAAAGCUUCCGUCCCAAAGAACGACAAGGGCAGACGGAAGCAGAUGCUCGCGGACAUCUCCCGCCUCGAGGCCGAGAUGGAGCAGAGGCACAAGCAGGAGCUGGAGAAAUUUGGAGAAAAUCCUGACAGCAGUGUGGAUUCGGUUACAGCCGACCUCGAAAAGAUGAAUCUCGAGAAUAUGCCUCCACGCCCACCCAAGGCCCAGAAACGGCGCGACCGAAGAGCUCACCAGGAGAGACGGCACCAGGAGAGGAUGCCUGCGGCCCAGGCCGAACAACUGGCUGCCAACCGUCGUGAGGAGGAGGAAAAGGUCGCUGCCAUUCUAGGGGCUAAAAAUUUGGAGAUGAAGACCAUCCCAGCUGACGGCCACUGCAUGUAUCGUGCCAUCCAGGAUCAGCUGGUGUUCUCCGUGACAAUCGAGAGCCUUCGCUACCGCACUGCCUACUACAUGCGGAAACAUAUUGAUGACUUCUUACCUUUCUUCACCGAGCCCGAGGCCGGCAACUUCUACACCCGAGAGGACUUCCUGAGGUACUGUGAUGACAUUGUGCACAAUGCUUCGUGGGGAGGUCAGCUGGAGCUGAGAGCCCUGUCGCAUGUCCUGCAGACCCCCAUCGAGGUGGUACAGGCCAACUCACCCACCAUUGUCAUCGGGGAGGAGUACACCAGGAAGCCGGUCACGCUGGUCUAUCUGCACUACGCCUGCGACUUCGGAGAGCACUACAAUUCGGUGAAGCCCAUUGAGGUUGCUGGAGCAUUUGGAGGAAUGGCACCGCGCCUCUUCUAGAACUUUCCAGCAGACGCGAAGGAACUCUGCCCUAGGCGCCAUCUUUGUCACCUCUCCGGCCGCGGUUCCUCUGGAAGAAUAGAAGCAGCUCCGGCUGCUGGGAGAACUGAAACUGCUACGGCGUCUCUUAGUAAGAGCAGUUGCUUUUCCUUUGCUGGUUUGCAUUUAUGUUUGUUUUUCAAGAUUUGUUUAAUGUCUGUGUCCUGCCUCUUUUUUGUUUGUGUGUUUGGGGCGGGGGUUGUUAGGUUGUUUUGGUUUGGGAGGCGUUGGGUAUUUUUUGUUCGUUUUUCCCCCCCUCUCAGAUUUUUUUUUUUUUUUUUUUUUGGUGUGGCUCCUUUCAUGUGGCAGGGAACGGCAGGCAGUCUAUACACAGGAUAAUACGUCUUUGGGACACCUAAGGGGCUUUAAGAUUCAACUCUAACUUCAUUUGGCCCUUAGGUACCAUUUUCUUAAAGUUUUAAUUAAUGUUAGGCUGAAAAUGGAAAUUGUGGGUUUUCUCAAUGUUUACCUGGGCUGAAAUAAGUUUAGUAGAAUGGUUCAGGUUGUGGGAUUUUCCCUGCAAAGUAGAGUUGGUGUGGCUGAAAUGACUUAUACGUGUUUUUCAGUUAGAAAAAAAAAAUGCCCCAGCCGGCUGGCUUGCUCUUAAGCAAUGUUAAAAUGCCUGGGUUAUGAAUAAGCCUUCAAGGAAUAAUUUGCUUGUUUGGUUUUAUUUUUCAUUCAAACUUGUGCAACCAGCCAUAAAUGGGUUUUAGCUGCCCAGAUAUUUUCUUUUUUCCUUUUUUCUUUUCUUUUUUUUUUUUUUUUUGGAGGGGGGGGGUUGGUUCACAGACUUUGUUGAUUCAACAGUGAACAGCAAAGAAAAACGUUAUCAUUCCAGGGGCUUCAACGUAGUCGUGAAAGCCACCCUUGGAAGCCCAGAUAGUUUCUAAGCACUAACACAACUGUUUUUUUUUUUUUUUUCUAAUAGGUAAAUGUAACUGUUAGAUGCAGAAAUUCAGUUUAAAUGAACCAGUACCUGAAGUAAGCUUUAUCUUAAAGAUGUGAAAGACCUGAACUUAGUGACAUGGUUUGUUAAUUUUUAGAGAGAAAAAUAUAUAUUAAAAGUUUUUGUAUAAAGGAAAGCAGAGAACAAUACAGCUCGGUUUCUAUUAGAAAUUCCUUGUUCUCUUAAAUGUGGCAUUCAAAAGGAAGAGCAAGAAUGGAAUGGUUUACAGGUUUAAAAUUCACUACUGUAUGUUAGUGAACUUACUUAAAUACAUUUUAAAAAUGCAUUGUCACUUCCAAAUGAUCUCAAAUAGUAUAUGUUAGUUUAAAAACUUUUUGGAAAACGUAUGCAAUGUGUUAAAAAUAAAAGCAGCUUUUGAAAUA
Messenger RNA from Mus musculus (house mouse), 2346 nucleotides. It is a transcript of the gene Otud6a, whose product is annotated as OTU domain containing 6A. The transcript has a single exon. The record is from RefSeq and is marked validated. The coding region runs from base 106 to 978 and encodes 290 amino acids. Gene Ontology annotation, molecular function: cysteine-type deubiquitinase activity. Lineage: Eukaryota; Metazoa; Chordata; Mammalia; Rodentia; Muridae. Gene Ontology annotation, biological process: protein K33-linked deubiquitination; protein K11-linked deubiquitination; protein K29-linked deubiquitination.